CGCGCACUCACACGCACACGCGCGCGCGCAGCCCCUCCCGCCGCGGGCGCAGCGAGGGCGCUGGAGGAGCUGCGAAGGGCCAGGUCCGGCGGGCGGGGCGGCGGCUAGCACUGGCUCCGGACUCUGCCCGGCCAGGGCGGCGGCUCCAGCUGGGAGGGCGACGUGGAGCGGCCACGUGGAGCGGCCCGGGGGAGGCUGGCGGCUGCAGGCGAGGCGCGGGCGGCGCAGCAGCCGGGAGCGCCCACGGAGCUGGACUCCCAGCGCGGCGCGGCGCCACAGCAGUUCCAGGAAGGAUGUUACCUUUGAUGAUGAGAGUGGUAAUCCUGCUGCUGCUCCCCGCGGGUCAGGCUGCCCCGAAGGAUGGAGUCACAAGGCCAGACUCUGAAAUGCAGCAUCAGCUCCUGCCCAACCCCUUCCAGCCAGACCGGGAGCAGCUCAGACUUCUGCAGAGCUACCUAAAGGGACUAGAAAGGACAGAAGUGCAGCCGGAGCAUCUGAGCCGGGAGCAGGUUCUCCUCUACCUCUUUGCCCUCCAUGACUAUGACCAGAGUGGACAGCUAGAUGGCCUGGAGCUGUUGUCCAUGUUGACAGCUGCUCUGGCUGCCGACUCUCCUACCACCAACCCGGUGAUCUUGAUAGUGGACAAAGUGCUCGAGACCCAGGACCUGAAUGGGGAUGGGCUCAUGACCCCUGCUGAGCUCAUCAACUUCCCGGGAGAGGCCCCCAGUCACGUGGAGCCCGGAGAGCCCCUUGCUCCAUCUCCUCAGGAGCCACAAGCUGUUGGGAGGCAGUCCCUGUUAGCUAAAAGCCCAUUAAGACAAGAAACACAGGAAGCCCCAGGUCCCAGAGAAGAAGCAAAGGGCCAGGUAGAGGCCAGAAGGGAGUCUUUGGAUCCUGUCCAAGAGCCUGGGGGCCAGGCAGAGGCUGAAGGAGAUGUUCCGCGGCCCAGAGGGGAAGCUGGGGGCCAGGCAGAGGCCAGGGAGAAUGGAGAGGAGGCCAAGGAACUUCCAGGGGAAACACUGGAGUCUAAGAACAUCCCAAAUGAGUUUGAGGUGCACAUUGUUCAACUGGAGAAUGAUGAGAUCUAGAUCUCGAAGAUACAGGUACCCCACGAUGUCUCAGUUUCAGAACAUAAGCCCUGAAGCGGGCAGGGGAAUGUACGCUGGGACAAGGACCACCUCUGUGCCCCCUGUCUGGUCCCAGUAGGUAUCAGGUCUUCCUGUGCAACUCAGGGAGACCCUAAGUUAAGGGGCAGAUUGCCAAUAAAGAACUGAAUGAAUUCAUCCCCCCGGGCCACCUCUCUACCCGUCCAGCCUGCCCAGACCCUCUUAGGGGAACGGGGAUUGGGGACACUGAAAGGACAGGGAUGCCGCCUUCCCAGUGUUUCUGGGCCUCACGGUGCUCCGGCAGCAGACCGCAUGGUGCCAGCCAUGGCCAGCUGCAGAGGACCCAGUGAGGGAAGCUCAGUCUAUCCCUGAGCCCCAAACACUCUCUGGUUCCCCCUUAGCUGGUGUUCAGACACCCCAUGCUCUCCUGCUGCUCAGGGCAGGUGGCCCCAUCACCCUGUAUCUGCCCCCACCCCCAGUAAUGUUAAUCAUCACUAAAACUUUCUGAGAGCCUCGUACACAUCAGGCAUCAUGCUGGGCAUUAUAUAUAUUACAUGAUUUUAUCCUCGCAAUAAUUCUGUAGCCAGGCAGAAUUGGCUCCAUUUGACAGAUGAAGAAAUUGAGGCGGAUUGUGUUAAGCGCUGUACCCUAAGGUGACAUGCAGCUAAUUAAAUGGCAGAUUUGAAUCCA
This is a messenger RNA of Cercocebus atys (sooty mangabey), 1796 nucleotides long. RefSeq names its product cell growth regulator with EF-hand domain 1 (gene CGREF1). NCBI's taxonomy places the organism in Eukaryota, Metazoa, Chordata, Mammalia, Primates, Cercopithecidae. Bases 294 to 1088 code for a protein of 264 amino acids. Gene Ontology annotation, molecular function: calcium ion binding. The transcript is spliced from 6 exons. The record is from RefSeq and is a predicted model, not a curated record.